AGGCAUUAAGCGAUUUAGGGUAGAGUUAAAAAAAUGUUGAAAACCAAAUCAACAACUUGGCAGUGAGGCGGUCGCCUCCCCAUUGUCGCCGGCAGGCUGUGCCGUUCUCCCGGGAGACGCCAGCAGAUAUAUAUGCCUCUAGUUAAGACACUUCAGUACCUCAUUAAGCUUGAUUGAAACGGACGGAUGUGCUUAUCAUUCUUAAUUGUCCUUAAACAUGCUUUAGAAGCCUCACAAAAGAACUCGAUUUUUGAGAUUCAGGCCUUUUAUAUGAGAUGGAUAAUUGAUGUUUUGAGUUUCGGUUACCCUUUUUCAAGAUCCUCUCAAUCAGGCUAUUUUUUUUUAAAUUUAUAUUUAAAUUUUAAAAAAUUUUACUUGUCUUAUAUAAAAUUUUUGAAAAAUAAUAUUUUAAUCAAAUUCAAAAACUUUAAUUCAACCUUCUCAUAAAAAAUUUCUCGCUCCCCCUACGACCAACAAAAGUUGCUUAUUUUCAAGGCAAGCUUGAAUCCAGAAAGAAAAAAAAAAGGAUGCAUUGAAUACCUGAAGUUGAGGAUGUAAAUGGAUUGGAUAUACAUUUUUUAUGAACUUAAUUUUAAAUUGAGUAAAACACAAAUCUGAUUACUAACCAGCGCCAUAGCUUGUUGCUAGGCGAUCUUCGAACUUCUCAUGUCCUAGUGUUUAUAUUUUUCAAUUGGUAGCAGCUUUUGUGGCUGUAGUUCAACCAAGAAAAUAGACGAUCAACCUUUGCGGUUCACUACCAGAGCACCCAAACCAAGUUGGCUUGUUGUGUAUCUUGUCUUCCUUUUUCUUGUAUUUUCUACUGCAAAGGCGCUGUGAAUGACGCAAGCAGAGACUCCACAAAAUUGGAAGCAGAAAGGAGGAAAAGCAGAAGAGAACGAAGAAGAAAGAGUCACGACCAUGCGCUGCAGUAGGAGUUGAGAAGAAGGGGGGUUGGUGAGAAGACUCAUGGCCAUCGGUGAAGUCGUAUCUCCCCUGCUUGGUGAUGGCGGUUGUAGCGACUAUGUCAAUGACGCCGUCGACUUCAGAGGCUCUCCUGCCAUCCGCUCCAAAUCGGGAGGAUGGAAGUCCUCCCUCUUCAUAAUCGGUGUUGAAGUGUCUGAGAGGUUUGCUUACUAUGGGAUCGCUUCCAACCUCAUCAGCUACCUCACGGGACCUUUGCACCAAUCCAACGCGGUGGCUGCAGCGAACGUCAACGUUUGGCAAGGUGUGUCGGCCAUGCUUCCUCUGCUGGGGGCGUUUGUGGCAGAUGCCUACUUGGGCCGCUACAGAACCAUCCUCAUAUCCUCCAUGCUUUACAUCCUUGGAUUGGCCUGCUUGACUAUAUCAACAAUACUCCCACCUGGUUCCAAGGGUCAUAGUGGCAGAUCAGCCUGGCUUCCUCUACCAGAGUUUCAAGUGGCUUUCUUCUUCUUCUCUCUGUACUUGGCUGCUAUAGGUGCAGGAGGACACAAACCUUGCACACAAGCAUUUGGCGCAGACCAAUUUGAUGAGUCUAACCCACACGAGCAGAUGCCUAAGAAUUCUUUUUUCAACUGGUGGUAUUUUGGACUUUGGUCUGGAAGUCUGGUCUCCAUGGUCACUGUAAAUUACAUUCAAGAAUAUCUAGGUUGGGGAUAUGGAUAUGGUAUAACAUGCUUGUCAAUGGGAUUGUCGCUGGCUGUUUUCUUAAUUGGAACAUUUACAUAUAGGUUUAAACUAUCCCAAGAAGGAAGUCCAUUCACAAGCAUUGUGCAAGUGCUUGUUGCAGCUGUUCGUAGAUCGCAGUGGCCUAUAGAAGAAUCAGAACAUGAUCGUGGUUCUACUAGGCAGUUCAGUUUCUUGAACAGAGCUGCUAUUCCGUUGAAUCCAAAUUGCUCCUUUCCAUCCAAAAGGAACAACUGGACCGUAUGCUCUGUUGAACAAGUGGAAGAAGUGAAGGGUGUGUUGCGCCUCUUUCCUAUAUGGGCCUCGUGCUUAAUGUAUGCAGUUUUCUUUUCUCAGUCCUCAACUUUCUUCACAAAACAAGGUUGUACCAUGGACAGAAAAAUCAGUUCAAGUUUGCUAGUCCCACCAGCAUCUCUGCAAUGCUUCAUUGGAAUUUCUGUGGUUCUUUUCAUCCCAAUCUAUGACCAAGUCCUUGUUCCGAUUGCUAGGAGUUUCACUGGGGUUCCUUCUGGCAUUACACUGCUGCAAAGGAUAGGAACUGGUAUGUUCUUUUCAAUAUUGUCGAUGGUAGUGGCAGCUCUAGUAGAGCUGAAGAGACUUAAUGUGGCAAAAGAUUCUGGUUUAGUAGACUUUCCUGCAGUAACAUUACCAAUAAGCAUAUGGUGGCUUCUCCCUCAGUAUAUAUUGUUUGGAGUUUCUGAGGCCUUCACAAUGGUCGGAUUGCAAGAGUUCUUCUAUGAUCAGAUGCCCAACACUUUGCGGAGUAUGGGAAUUGCAAUAUAUCUUAGCAUUUUUGGAGUGGGAAGCUUUUUGAGUGGUUUUCUUAUUUCUCUGAUAGAAAAGCUCAGCAGUGCAACAAGUGGAGGCAGUUGGUUCCCCACCAAUCUAAAUAAAGCCCAUCUUGAUUACUUCUAUUGGCUUUUGGCUGGACUCAGCAUUCUUGGGUUGUGCGUGUAUGUUUACUUUGCACAAUCUUAUAUUUACAGGAAUAAAUAUCCUUCUUCUAAGGAUGGGUACCAGAAUCAGAGGGCUCAUUUCUGUACAAAUGAUGUGAGAGGACGUCUAAUGGCAAUCCCUGCAACCUCAUCUCCUCUUCUUGGUGGUGGUGGUGGUGAGGAGGGUGGUGGCGACUACUACGUAGAGGGUGCCGUUGAUUUCAGAGGUCACCGGUCUGUCCGAUCGAGAUCCGGCAAGUGGAGAUCCUCUUUGUUCAUAAUCGGCGUUGAGAUGUCGGAGAGGUUUGCUUACUAUGGGAUCUCCUCAAACCUCAUCACAUACCUCACCGGAACGCUGCACCUGUCGAACGCGUCGGCAGCAGAGAAUGCCAACCUGUGGGCAGGGGUCGGAUGGAUGCUCCCUCUGCUUGGAGCGUUUGUGGCGGAUGCCUGGCUGGGAAGAUACAGAACCAUCAUCUUCUCUUCCCUCAUCUACGUUCUUGGUUUGGUUUUCUUAACUCUAUCAGCAGUACUUCCUUUUGGCUGCAAUAGUGCCAGUUCUUCUUGUUCUCCGUCCAAGUUUAAAGUGGCGUUCUUUUUCUUCUCGCUCUACUUAGUUGCCAUAGGCCAAGGAGGCCACAAACCAUGUGUCCAAGCAUUUGGUGCAGAUCAGUUUGAUGAGACCAAUCCGGCAGAGCACAAGGCCAAGAGUUCGUUUUUCAAUUGGUGGUAUUUUGCGUUAUGUUUUGCGAACACAGUUUCCAUAAUGGUACUAACUUACAUCCAAGAAGACAAGGGGUGGGGGCUUGGUUAUGGCAUCCCAUGUGUGUUAAUGGCACUGGGUCUCAUAGUUUUCUUGGUUGGAACCUUUACUUACCGUUUCAGUCUGGCUCAAGAAGAGAGUCCCUUCACAGGAAUCCUGCAAGUAUUUGUUGCCGCCAUCCGCAAGUCACGAUGGUCUGUAGAAGAUUUUGAUCAUUCCUCUGGCCUUAGUGGGCAAUUCAGGUUCCUAAACAAAGCUGCUAUACCACUGAAAUCUGAUUGCUUCGCGCCACGGAAGAGAAGCAGUUGGUUAGUAUGCUCUGUUGCACAAGUGGAAGAGGUGAAAGGAGUUUUACACUUGAUCCCCAUAUGGGCUACAUGUCUGAUGUACGGAGUUGUGUAUGCUCAGGCUUCAACUUUCUUCACAAAGCAAGCUAGCACCAUGGACAGAACUAUCGGCUCAAGUUUUGUUUUUCCGGCAGCAGCUCUGCAGAGCUUCAUUGGUGUCAGUAUAUUACUGUUCAUUCCAAUCUAUGAAGGAAUCCUGGUUCCCAUUGCUAGGCAUUUUACAGGGAUUUCUUCUGGCAUUACUGUGCUUCAGAGGUUAGGAACUGGGAUGUUCUUGUCAGUGUUGUGUAUGGUGGUGGCAGCUGUGGUGGAGCGGAUGCGACUUGAGAUUGCAAGAGAAGCAGGCCUAAUAGAUCUACCUGAAGCGACAGUGCCCAUGAAGAUAUGGUGGCUACUGCCUCAGUAUCUCUUAUGUGGACUGGCUGAUGUGUUUACAAUUGUGGGAUUGCAAGAGUUCUUCUAUGAUGAGAUGCCAGAAGCAUUGAAAAGCAUGGGGAUUGCUCUCUAUCUUAGCACACUGGGGGUGGGAUACUUCUUAAGUAGUUUUCUGAUCUCCCUUAUAGAGAAACUGAGCAGUGCUACUGGUGGAACAAGUUGGUUCUCCAACAAUCUUAACAAAGCUCACCUAGAUUACUUCUAUUGGCUUUUGGCCGGUCUUAGUAUUCUUGAAUUGUGUUUGUUCAUGUUCUUUUCUCGAUCUUAUGUUUAUAGCUGCAGACAACAUAGUUACAAGGUUGAUUCCCAGCAUGGGAGUAUGGGUUCCAGUACAGCUACCUCGAAUAUAUGACCUGUAAUGUUAGGCUUGGUGAUGUCUUGAUGCUAUGGUUUGAUGAUUCUUAUUAGGACCAAACAAGUAGCAGAAAUCAUUCAAUUGUCAUUAGAAAUACAAAAGAAAGCUGUACCAUUUUUGUGAA
Nymphaea colorata (pocket water lily) is the source of this 4624-nucleotide messenger RNA. RefSeq lists its product as uncharacterized. Gene Ontology annotation, biological process: dipeptide transport; transmembrane transport. Gene Ontology annotation, cellular component: membrane. Gene Ontology annotation, molecular function: tripeptide transmembrane transporter activity; dipeptide transmembrane transporter activity. The record is from RefSeq and is a predicted model, not a curated record. NCBI's taxonomy places the organism in Eukaryota, Viridiplantae, Streptophyta, Magnoliopsida, Nymphaeales, Nymphaeaceae. The transcript is spliced from 8 exons. Bases 967 to 4497 code for a protein of 1176 amino acids.